AUGGAGGACGCGGCGUUUGGUUUCCACCUGGACGGUUCCGGAUUCGCCGACAGCGAAGGUCUCUUCCUUCAGUCGCCGUCUUCAGUCGGUUCUCCACUGUCUUCUCCCUCGCCCACGCGCGGGCGAGAAGAUCCGUUUCUGUCCUCGGGCCCCAGCUCGAGUCCGUUAAAACCCGGCUCUUUGCGCUGCCGGGAUGAACAGGAUCUCAACGCCCCAGCACCUGGCGCACUUGAUUUCUCUGAGCACCCUACCCACUUCGACACAAAAAGCACGUUUGACGCUUCCCUAGAGAACCUCCACACAGACCAGGAAGUUGCCUUUGCGAACGGCGCGCCAGAGAGACGGAGAGAAGGACCGGCAGACGGCGCGCGUCCUGCCGCCGCGCCCUGCUCGUUUUUCCAAGAACAACGCGAUGAAGAUCCCGCCCCUGGCCGCGAAGGUAAUGGAUCCCGAGGAGACACACCGCGCACCCAGGCGCCCGCCGCGUGGGGCGCAGAGACAGUGGAGAAGGACGAGAGCGAAGAACGGCGACGAGACGCCGAGAGGCAUGCGGACGCCGAGAUGCAUGCAAACGCAAGGAGCGGAGACGCAGGGGGAGAAGCAGCGACUGACGCGGGGCCUUCUGCGGCGCGUCCACUGCAUGCAGCGGAAGAGGAGGACCGACGGGGGUGUCUGGGAGAGGAGGGAAGGAGCGAGAGAAGGAGACUGAGAGGCGACGAGCCUGCGUGGAGAGCCUGGAUCGCGCGGUGCGAAUCCGAGAGAGAAGAGGAAGAACCUGAGGAGAGGGGCGAAGCCAGGGUGAAGAGGGAAGAGGAAAGAACGAGAGGAGAGGACGGGACCAGAGAAGAGGAGAGAAUCUGGGAAGAGACACAGGGAGGCAGAGAAUGCAGGCACGAAUCCGGAGGGGAGACAAAGGGCGAAGGAGAGGUUUUGCAAGACGAAGACGAAUGGCAGGGAUUUCAAUCUGCUCCACCUUCCCCAGUCUCUGUUUUCCCGAAUCAAAAAACCCCGGUCGAGCAGGUUUCUUCCCAGCUGGCGGCUGUAGAGAAUCCAUCCGGUGUCUGUGCCGUCCAACCCCCCACUGUGUCUCCUUACGAGGGACAACCCGUGGAAACCCGUCGAGACAGUGACGUUUUCGACGUUUCGCCAUCCUCCAGCUCCCCCCAGUCCCUCUCUGCUGUUCGCGAAAAAUCUCAGCCAGAGCCUCUCUCCCGCUCCGUUCUCACUUCCUCCUCUUCCACGUCCUCUUCCUCCUCUUCCUCAUCGUCUGCUUCCUCCUCUUCUUCUUCCUCUUCCUUUUCUUCCUCUUCUUUCGAGACACCAGCCUCUCUUCCUGCAGUGCUGGCCUCGAGUGUGGCGAGCGCCGAGCAUCUCUACCAGGCGGUUGCGUACGGGAAGAUUUGCCUGCUGCCGAUGAAGGAUUGGGAAGGCGAUCGGGAGGCGCGGAACACGACGGUUAGCCGGUUAACCGCAGUUCUCUCCGCAGUUCUCUCUGCAACAGUCGACCAGAGUGUAUCCGUAACGACAAAGACAACUAAGUACCUCCGAGCGCGCGCCAAAGUCGAGGCCGACUACGCGAAGCUCCUUCGCCAGUGCGUGGCCUCGGGCCGGGCGAAGAACGCGGCGAAUCCGUUCACACUUCUGCAGGCGAAAAGCGCGGACCCUUUCGGGUUACGGAAGGAGACCAAGAAGGACCAGGAUCUGGCCGGCAUCCCCGCGGGCGGGGGGCCGGCGCUGCGGGACAAAAAGGCGGCAAGUGGGAGAGACAAAUCCAAGCGGAGCUCAGGCAGCGAGACUCACAUGGCGGGAGCGGCGAGGCGAGAGGAGAACGAUGAGACUGGAGACGGAAAGGAAGGAAGUACAUCCUGUGGAGAGACGGAGGACGGCCGCCGGAAGUCCGCCUUCUCGUUCUCUCACACGCAGAAAUCCGCGUCUCGCGACAACCCCCCUGGGAAGACACCCGGGGGGGCCUGGACGCUCAGAGGAGCGGCGCGAGGCCAAUCGCGAGGCUCUUUCUCGACUGCGGGAGGGCGAAGACGGAGCUCCUCGCUCUUCUCCCAAGACGUCUCUUCGCGGGGAAGGGACGAGGCCGAAGAAAGGCGAGGCUCUCGCUCCUCAAUCGGCACAGACGGACUGAGCGAGCGAACGAGCCCGCCCGGAAGCGACACCGUUUUGGGGUUUGAACACCCGCUCUCGGAGCGCCAGGAGAGCAGGGAGAGCAUGCACGCCUUCGAGGCGGCCGGAGGUACUUGUUUGCGCGGAGAGACCAGCGACCGUGGCGCACUCCCCAACGGGUCUUUAGGGUCGAUGUACGAAGACAUGCCUAUCGACCCCGUCCUGGACGCGUCGCCUGGAGGCGAAGGGAAGGACGGCGACCGCUGUUCCCAGCAUUCGCGGACGCCUUGGGACGCCUCCUCAGCUGUUUUCUCUCCCGGCGCCUUCACACCCCACAGCUUGAACCCUUCGCUGGCUUCGACGGCGCCCUCGGUCCGGGCCCGCGCGGAGACUGGUGUCCCUUCCGACCCCGACCGACCCCGAGUCGCAUCGCUCCCGAACGCGGGGGGCGAGCGGCGGGCCUCGGCAGUGGGCGUUGUCUCGCCGGAAAAAAGCGGCAAAUGGGGCUCCACAGCCGCUUCUUUUCUCUCGCAACUCGCCCCACAGUUCGUCCGACCGGCGCCGCCUCUGGGGCCCGAACGGGGCCCUGGGAAGCCAAGUCGCGGGGCGAGCGAGGCCUCUGCGGGGCCAGGCGUGCGCGCUUCCGCGGGCCUCUCCGCAGACGCACACCGAGGCAGAGAGGAGGGCGCCGCGUGCGACGAGGCGGCGCUGAAGGCGCACGAAGAGGCGAAGGCAGGCGACCCUGCGCUCGCGCUGGGCACCCACGGCCAAGAUUCACGUGCGAUUCAAGAGACGCUCUUCCCCUCGAUGUCCUCCAGCGCCUGGCUGCUCGGCCUGCUCGAAAUGAAUCAACAGACGGCGCUGCAAAGCGAAGUGCUCGGCACGUUUGUCGAAACCGAGCUUGUCCAGAAUUUCCUCCAAAAGCUCUGCUCCGAGUACGAACGUGCAGCUGCCCGACACCUCGACUCCGUCAAAAAGUACCGGCACCAAGCGGUUAAAGCCAAUGAAGCUUGCCGACAGGCCUGGCUGACAUACGAACAGGCGUGCGAGGAGGCUUCCCGGGACAUGAUUCACGCGUUGAAUCGCGAAGGGCCGUCGGCUGGAGCCCAAGGGACAGGAGCCGGAGGCGCCGCGACCGCGGGGACAGGGGCGAGCCGCAAGAGCCCGCAGUGCAGCUGGUUGCUGGAGAGAAAGUUUGCAGUGGCGGCUCGCAAGGCGCAGAAAGAGGAGUUGAUGCAUGUGGGGGCUCUGCUGGGCUGUUUGUUUCAGCUGCAAUGCUUGGAAAAAUGGAGAUGCGAAACUUUGCGGCACGCGCUCCAGUCGUUCCUGCUGAAGCUGCAAAGUUGCCUCUCCGUCGUCCUCGUGACCCUCGACCGAGUGUCUGAGAUUCUCGAGUCGGACCCGUCGCUUUCGUCGCAGGGAAGCCUUGCGUCCCGGUUGCCUUCCUCGGAGUUGCUGCGCGCCGCGCCGCCCGCGCCGGGAUCGGUCUCUGUGUCGUUCUCAUCCUUUUCGCGUCCCGCGUCUGGGUCGCCGCGCUCGGCAGCAGCGCAGAUUGCGGAGCACCUGCGUCGGAGUCAGCAGGAGAACCUGGAUCUGUUGCGCGCGAAACGCAGGGCGUUGUGGAGCACGAAGGAGCUGUCUUCGUACCUCCCGGGCCCCGGCGCUGUGGGGCGCGGCGGCCUCGACGCUCUCGCCUCGCCCCAAUCCCUGUCUUCCCGGCAAGGCGACGAGCGCAGGAAGAGCAGCCGCCGCGAGAAAACACGCAAAGGAGCGCGACGGAUGACGUACUCGAGGCCCACACAGGGUGAUUUGGUAGACCGCGCUCAGUUCGCCGACGCACCCGACGGCGCCUCCACAGACGAAGAAAACCGAGACACAAGCCGCGUUAAAGCGCGGCGCGCUCCCGACGAGGCCGAGACCGAAGAGUCCAGCGAAGAAAGUCGCGAAUGCUGCGAGACACCAGAGAGGCGGCAAUCGGCCAGGAACGGAGCGCGACGCGGCGAGGGUGGACGGCGAUUCGCAACAGGAUGUGGAGAGGACGAGGCCUGCGGCGCGAAGGAGCGAAGAACUGCGUGGGAAGGAGACGGAGACAGAGCACAAAGGCCCGCAGAAGAAGGAGACGAACGGGCGCGUGAAGAGGGCAGAGUGGAGAAAAGCGAGGAAGGAUCAGGCCGACGCGGCUCAUUCGAUCCAGCGCGCCGUCUGCCGCCGCGAAUCCCUCGACGCGGGAAGGCCGGGAACCGGGGCAUAUCUUGCGGCCGGGACGCCGAGCGAAAGAAAGUGGAUGCGAAACGCGAAACCGAAGAACGAGAAGACUUCGCAGCUGUGCUGUCGCUGCUCAAACACUGCGGUCUUCUGGAAGCGUCGGCUCGGCACAGCGUGGAUAGGAGUUCUGUGGACGAGCUGAUGGUUCCAGCGUGUGUGAAGUGCCCGCUGAUUGUUCAGAUGGCGCGGCAGCUCCAGUACGCGCCUUUCCCGAUGAGUCACCGCGUGUGCAAGCAGGGCGUCGUUGAGCGCCAGGCGGGGGGCGGCGGCACGGGAGGCCCGUUCACCGGAUUUCUUCAAAAGUGGAGAUCGGGGUUUCUCGUUCUCACCUGGGACCGAUUUCUCCACAUGUUCCGACAGGAAGAAGACGUCGAGGAGGCGCGACCUGCUUGCUGGAGCAUCUCGCUCGCAAAAACGGAAGUGCACAAAUGCAAGACGCGCGAUCAGAAAGAGGCUACGAUUGAAAUUCGAGAGAAACGACGACGCUUCUUCUCCUCUCGAGUGUCCGGGGUCUUUCGGCCUCCGACUGCUCGUGAGUGCGACGAGUGGAUGUCUGCCUUGGAAACUGUGGUGAACGAUACAGCGUUUUUCGAAGCAGCCGCGGCGCGGGCGACAAUGCUGCGCUCCACCAACCUCGAGCUGUCGCUUCCUCAGCGCCGAGGCUCGUGCACCCCUGGCACUCCACGCUUGUGGGGCGAAGGCGUCUGCCUGAUUUCGUCCCUGGCUGCGUUCCACGUGGACACGUUGUCGCCCGAAAGCAGUGCGACGAUCGAUGAGUCUUCAGUCGGCGACGCCUCUCGCUGUUCGUCCCCAACUUGGAGAAUCCCCCCGCACUUUCAGGACAUGGCCCUGGCGUCAUUCUCGGUGUUUCCGGUCGCCAAAGACGCACCCGACGCGGCGAGUGCGGCAGACGGUCCGGGGAAAAGCGCCUUUUCGUCGAUGCCCAUCUUUGAGCACCGCCAGAGAAACUCCUUUUCCUCGACGUCGCCGUCCUCGCUGCGGAGCGGCCGCCGGUCGUCCUAUCUGUUGCCGGACCAGACCGAGUCCAGCAGUGGCGAACGGUUUCCAGGGCGCUUACGAGGAAACAGAGAGUUCGAGGGAAGAACGGCGGACCUUGCAUGCACACUCCCUCCCUGCUCUCGAGUGAUCGGAAAAAUCAAUCCUUUCGGAGAAGAUGGCGACGACUCACCGCACGGACUCACGCGAACAAGACCCAGUGGAAUCCCCGGAGACGAAUAA
Neospora caninum is the source of this 5619-nucleotide messenger RNA. RefSeq lists its product as hypothetical. The transcript is spliced from 11 exons. The record is from RefSeq and is a predicted model, not a curated record. The coding region runs from base 1 to 5619 and encodes 1872 amino acids. Lineage: Eukaryota; Apicomplexa; Conoidasida; Eucoccidiorida; Sarcocystidae.